Messenger RNA from Penicillium canescens, 1680 nucleotides. RefSeq names its product KilA-N domain-containing protein. Gene Ontology annotation, biological process: positive regulation of transcription by RNA polymerase II. The record is from RefSeq and is a predicted model, not a curated record. Gene Ontology annotation, cellular component: nucleus. Bases 1 to 1680 code for a protein of 559 amino acids. Lineage: Eukaryota; Fungi; Ascomycota; Eurotiomycetes; Eurotiales; Aspergillaceae. Gene Ontology annotation, molecular function: DNA-binding transcription factor activity; sequence-specific DNA binding. The transcript has 5 exons.
AUGCGUUUGCUGCACCACCCCAGCCUCCACCUUUCUCACGCCGGACCUUUACCCACGUCCGACGUUCGCUUUAUCUUCUGCUCUUUCAAACCGUUUCUCCGUGCAACCGAAAAGCUGGAGCUGCCGUCGAUCUCGCAGGUCCACACCCGCGGUCCUGCUGACAUCCCCUGGUACAACCCUCACGCGGCCGAACGACCGUUAUUGUCCGGCGACAAACUCCCCGCUCUGAGCUUGCCGACAGCCACCCAGGGCAUCUCCCGAACCGCCUAUCAAGACCCCAAUUCUGCCAACUCCAGCGCCCGCACAAGUCUGUCUGGGGCUUCCAUCCCGGUGAACGAGCCUAGGAGCCCUCCGCCCUCUGCGGACCUCUCUGGCACCCAGGGCCGAUUAUCACUGGACUCCUCUGCCCCGACGGAAUAUAGUCUUCCGCCCUCGGUCAACGACGGGUACUAUCCCAGCCCGACUUCUCUCGGCAGCAUGAACCAAGCCCAGCCGUAUAUGGAUGUUCACUCACACAUGUCCUCUGCUCAAUCAUACGCUCCCCAAGGUACAACCGCUGGCGCCAUGUCCCAUUAUCAGUACCCCCAGCAACCUCCAGUCAUGCAGCCCUCUGCCUCUUACGCCCCCGUCUCCUACCCCCAGUAUGGCUACCACACCGGGGCCACAUCUCCACCAACAGGACAGCCCCCGAGCUCUAUGGGUGGCCAGAUGCCCGCCCAGUUGCUGCCCUUGCCUGUGAGCAAUCACGGCGUGGCACCUGCGGGUGGUUAUGGAAACAACACGGGCGCUCCCCUUCAGGGAUUUGUCUUUGACCCUACCGGUCAAGUGGCACCCCCUGGAGCGAAGCCGCGAGUGACGGCUACUCUGUGGGAAGACGAAGGGAGCCUCUGCUACCAGGUGGAAGCCAAGGGAGUCUGCGUGGCUCGACGUGAGGAUAACCACAUGAUCAACGGCACAAAGCUGCUAAAUGUGGCUGGCAUGACUCGUGGUCGACGUGAUGGAAUUUUGAAGAGCGAGAAGCUCCGCCACGUCGUGAAGAUUGGACCAAUGCAUCUGAAGGGUGUCUGGAUUCCAUUCGAGCGUGCUUUGGAAUUUGCCAACAAGGAGAAGAUCACUGAUCUCUUGUACCCGCUCUUUGUGCACAACAUCGGUGGCCUGCUGUACCACCCGGCCAACCAGACUCGCACUAACAUGGUGGUGCAAGAGUCACAGCAGCGGCGCAUGGAAGGCCCACCACCGGGCCCCCAGCGCACACCCUCUGGGCCUCAGCAACCUCCCAAUCUUCACCACCAUCACUCCCUGCAGACCCCCAUGUCUUCUCACAUGUCGCAAGCCCCAAUGUCCGGGCAGCCGGGCUCCCGCCCAGGCCUCGACCGGGCCAACACUUUCCCCACACCCCCAGCUAGCGCAUCCAGCGUGAUGGGAGUGACAAACCAAGGUAGUUCAUACGAAUGGGGUGGCCAGGGCAUAAACUCUAGCGUGCCGCACACUCAGCCCCUGUCAAUUGACACGACGCUGAGCAACCAACGCUCCAUGCCCACCACCCCGGCGACGACACCCCCGGCCAUAACAUGCAGCACGGCCUUGCCUCUUACCAAGGCCAGCCGGGUUACGACAGUAAACCUUACUAUUCGGCUGCUCCCCAGUCCCAAUCUCAAUACGCCCCACACACGCCAUUGA